AUGAGCAAAAUGGGCCUGGGCCUGGGCCGGGGCCUGGAGAGUUACUAUACUUCCACGCCUACUUACCAUCCCUCUGGCGCAGAGAGGGUGAACAAGGCGGGGGAUAUACCGACUUCUAAUCCGUUUGGGCUGGGGUCUACUAUCAGUACAAAUAGCAGCAAUAAGAGCGGCUUCGGUGACAAGUAUGGGUCGUUGAUUACUUCUACGUCUGGAGGGGAGGGCGGGAGCUUGGGGUUGGGGUUGGGGUUGGGGUCAGAGAGUCAGACGAUAUCUAGUACCGGUACCAGUACCGGUGCUGGGGGUGGGGAUGAGGGCGGGGGUGAGGAGAAGAAGUAG
This is a messenger RNA of Neurospora crassa OR74A, 336 nucleotides long. RefSeq lists its product as hypothetical. Lineage: Eukaryota; Fungi; Ascomycota; Sordariomycetes; Sordariales; Sordariaceae. The record is from RefSeq and is a predicted model, not a curated record. The transcript has a single exon. The coding region runs from base 1 to 336 and encodes 111 amino acids.